Paramisgurnus dabryanus is the source of this 3505-nucleotide messenger RNA. RefSeq names its product tetratricopeptide repeat domain 21A (gene ttc21a). The record is from RefSeq and is a predicted model, not a curated record. Gene Ontology annotation, biological process: intraciliary retrograde transport; protein localization to cilium. Gene Ontology annotation, molecular function: protein binding. Lineage: Eukaryota; Metazoa; Chordata; Actinopteri; Cypriniformes; Cobitidae. Gene Ontology annotation, cellular component: intraciliary transport particle A.
UUAGCAAUGAUUUCACUCCGUUAUUUAAAGUCACAGACAUUUCAGUGAACUGAUAUACAAUUAUUAAACAUGGCAGAAAACGACGCAACAUGUUUGCCCUUAAUUAUAUAUCAUAUGCGGGAGAAGUACUUCAGACACGCCAUAAAUACAGCUGUGAAAUAUUUACAACUGUACAACAAUGAUCCUGUGCUCCUGUUUUUCAAAGCUUUUGGAUCUCUAAUGGAAGGUCACACACAGGAGGCUAUGAGAGAGCUUUACCAGCUGAAGGAUCAGCGUCACCUCUCAUUGUGUUCAACUAUAGCUCUCAUUAACGCUCACAGACAUUGCGAAACUAUCGAUGAAGAGGCAGUGAAUGAACUGAACUCAGAUCUGAAGCUAUCAGGAUCAACAGCAGGUGACAGGGCGUUGUAUUAUGCGGCUCUGCUUUACUGGAUUCUGGACCGGAACGGAAAAGCCAGAACCUGCAUUAACAAAAUGCUGAAGCUAUCAGAUACAUCGCCACAGGGACUUAUUCUGAAGGGCUGGAUUAUGUUGACAUCUGAGGUAGAAGAGAACAAACUUCAGGCCAUCCGCUACUUUAAGGAUUCAGGAAAUGUUUUUGGACUCAUGGGACAGGUUGAGUUUCAUAUGGCCAAACAGAAUAAAGAGUGUGCUCUUGACGUUGUGAAUCAGAUGAUCGCUUCUCAUCCAGAUUUUAUCCCAGCACUCAGUCUGAAGAUGAAGAUCCUGAUGUCUCUGCGUGACUGGGAGCAAACCCAAGAAGUCGCCCACAGAAUACUGGAUAGAGAUGAACACAAUUUAAAAGCUCUUCAAAUGAUGGCAGUCAGCGCUGCAGCUAAAGAUGGAGACAUGAGACGGGUAAGAGAUCAUCUUCAGUGUUUAAUAAAUGCAGUAGAGAUGUCUGAGCUGAAUAAUAGCCGUCUGUAUGUGGAGAUGACAGCACCCAUCAGUAGACUGGUUAGAGAUCGGGUUGAGUUUAAUCUGCUGAAAGCUCGAGCUCUUCUGAGGUCUGGAGAUAUGAAGAGCGUCAUCCAGUGUCUGAACACGACUAUAAACAUGCCAGGUGUCCGCGGGUCUACAGAUGAGCUGCGGUCUUCUGUCUCCGUAAGCGAGCGAGUUUCUGUUUAUCUGGAGCUCACAGAGGCUUUGAGACUAAACGGUGAACAGCACGAGGCUACAAAAGUCCUACAGGAGGCCAUUGUGCAGUUUAAAGGAACUGCUGAGGAAUCCGUCAUCACGCUGGCCAAUGUUGAUCUUGCUUUGGCGAGAGAUGAUGUGGAUGCUGCUGUGGUCCUUCUGAAGAAAAUUCAACCCCAUGAGUCCGCUUACAUCCAAGCCAGAGAGAAAAUGGCUCACAUUUACUUAAAGAAAAACAACAACAAGAUGCUUUACAUUGCAUGCUACAGAGAAAUGACUGAGCAGCUACCUGGAGUUCAUACUUUAUUCCUGCUCGCUGAAGCCUUUAUGAAGAUACAUCAGCCAGACGAAGCUGUCAAAAUCUAUCAGGCAACAGAGAGGACGGCUCAUAAAGACAUCACCUUAGCUAAAAGAAUAGGCCAUGCUUUAGUUAAAGCUCAUGAAUAUGACAAGGCUGUAAGCGUCUAUGAAUCGGCUUUGGAUGUUGAUACACGGGAUUGUCUCUUGAGUCUGGAGUUUGCUGAUCUUCUCUUUAAACUCCAGGAGUUUGAGAAAGCUCAGCGAGUCCUACAGAAGACACUGGAUCAUGAACACAGUUCUUCAUUGAUGAUUUUGAUGAAUGAUGUGAAGAUUUUAAGAAUGUUGGUGAAAGUUCUGCGUGCGAUGGACGAAUCGACUCUGGAUGCUGUGCAAAAGGCCCAUGAUGUUCAACAGAAGAUCAUUAAGUGGAUUACAGCUGAGCAGCCGGAUCAGUUAGAAGAUCAGAUGAAGAUGAUGGCAAACAUCUGCUGUGAUUGGGCUCAUGAGUUUCAUCUCAAACACGAUCUGGAGAUGGCCAGACAUCAUUAUACAGACGCUUUAAACUACAGCCCAGAUAAAGAGGAGAUCAUCCUUUAUCUUGCUCGCUUAUAUUAUGAGCAUCAAAAGCUGGACCAUUGUGAAGAAAUGUGUCUUCAGAUUCUGCAGCUACAUCAACAUCAUACAGAUGCAGCCAUGCUGUUAGCUGAUACAUUAUUUUGGAAAAACCAAAAGGAUGAAGCACUUAAAAUGUAUACAGAUAUUAUGGAGCGAUAUCCAGACAACUUUCAUGUCAUGGUUAAGUUUCUUGAUGUUCAGCGCAGACUGGGGAAUCUGGACGCUAUGCAGUCUGUAUUUAAAUCCUGUGAAAACUUCUGUCCGCUCUCGGUUAGAGAAGCAGGUUAUCAUUACUGCAAAGGUCUUCACUUCUGGUGUUUGUAUCGGGUAACUGAAGCUCUGAAUCAUCUGAAUAAAGCCCGAGGUGAUUCUCAAUGGGGUGAGAGAGCGGUCCAGCUGAUGGUCCAAAUCUCUCUUAACCCUGACAAAGAGGUGUUUGGAGGAGAAGUUUUAGAUAAAAGACAAACAAACGUCAGUGAAUUUGAGAAUCAGAUUGGGAUCGACACGGCUCAGAAUCUACUGAUGAAGUUUCAUCCUCGCUCCAAAUCUGAGGAAGAGAAAGUCAGACUGCUUGAUAAUCUGUGUCUGAUCUACAGUAAAGACGCUAAACAGGUGGAGAAAGCCACGCUGGAUCUCACAGAUAUGCUGUCAAGAAACGUGAUGUUGGAGGCAUCUUUGCUUGUGGCAGCUCAAGGUCUCCUUCAGUUAAAGCAGAUUCCCAGAGCCAGAAACCUCCUGAAACGUCUCAUUAACAUGGAUUGGAAUGAUGUUAAUGCGGAUUAUCUGGAGAACGCCUCUCUGCUCAUGGCUGAUAUGUAUAUAAAGAUGAGAAAAUACUCACACGUGGACAAACUACUGGAUAACUGCAUACGACACAAUAAGUCAUGCAGUAAAGCGUAUGAGUAUCAGGGCUUUAUAAUGGAGAAUGAACAGAGAUAUGAGGAAGCAUCACUGCAGUAUGAACUCGCAUGGAAAUACACAAACAGAGUCGAUCCUGCUGUCGGGUUUCGUCUUGCCUUCAACUGUCUGAAAUGCAAGAAUUACACGCGGGCUGUUGAUAUUUGUCAUCAGGUGUUACAGUGUUAUCCAAACUAUCCUCAGAUCCAGGAGGAGGUUCUGAUCCGAGCUCAGAUUUCUCUCCGACCGUGAGCCGCAGCUUUAUUCUGAUUUCAGAGAGACUGUUUGCAUAAAGUCAGUGUGUGCAUUUAAAUCUUGAUUUCUCAUUUACUGUAGCAGAUGAAAUACAUGAGGAGAAUCUGAUGUUAGUCUAAAGAUUCAUAAAGAUUAGCAUUAAAAAAAUAGAAAACAGGUGACUUUAAAGUGAAGGUGGUGUGUAUUCAAAAUAUGAUUAUUUUAAAACACUAACAGUGAAAUUCAUGACGCUUAAUGCUUAUAUAUAUAACAUGCAUUCCCAAACAUUGAAAGUACAAGAAAACUUCUGUUUAACUUAAUA